AUGCAUUUUGUACGCAGAAAUUCAGUACUGUUUUAUGAUGCCGGGAUUGUUUGUUAUAGAUCAACACCAAUUCCACAGACUAUAACACCUAAACAUUCAUUAACUACUAAAACUAUACCAAUUUGCAAUGAUUCAAUAGCUAGUUAUGAAAAAAGUUCUGAUACAGUGGAAGAUGUUGUCGACCAUCAAAUAUCUUUUGGUACAUCAUAUACAAAUAAACUUAUUGAUUUGGUUCCUAAUAAACCUCUCAACUUAUUGGACUUACUGGUUGAUUUAAAAUCCCGUGAGGAAAAACCAAAGGAAAAGAAAAUAAUUAAUACAGAACAUUCUGGAGCACUACCUUUUCUGGACGAAAUAACAAAGAACUGGCCAAAAUAUGAAGAUAAAACGGAACAGGAUGAUGAAAAACCAAAGCCUAAAUACUCUUAUAACGUAUUGAAGGGCAAAGGUAUAUUUAGUGAUGAAAAACCUAUACAUCACGGGAUUGGAUACAUCCCUCCCAACCUACGUUCUAUGCAUGAAAAGAGCAUAAUAUACAAAAAUAUUGAUAAAACAAGUGAACAGAAAACUAUCGAGUUUUUAAUAAACAGAUCUUAUCUAUACAGGAUGGAUUUGUAUAAUCAAUUUAACGAUGUGGGCCUAAAACAACCUGCUGAUAUUAAUCACAGCCCUGAUAAGUCAACCAACACCCAUAUAGACACUAAUAACGACAAAUUAACUGCUAAUGAAGAUGAAUUCUCAUCAAUUACUACAUUUGGAAGUUCACAAUCUUCUGACAACAUUAUACUGAAUAAAGAGGAUAUUCCUAGUUCAGAUGUAUCGAGUAUAUAUAACAGGAUUAUGUCGAAUUCUACUCAGAGAAGAUCAAUAACUGAUGAAGAAAUAUACAGGGCCAUAGAUUCUCCCUUCACAAUAAGAUCCAUGAAAUCGUUUAACAUGGAUUUGUUCAAAUUAUGCUCUACUCUGAAUUCUAGAAGUAACUCUCGAGCAAUAUCCAGAUACACCACAACUAUAGAAACUGUAAAACCCAUCACUGAUAAACUAGCACCCUCUAUUCCGGUAUCUCCUGAUGAAUUUGACUCCGGAGUUGCAUUAUAUUCAGAAUCAUUCAGACGUAACAGUUACAUGCAAUCUAAAAGCCUUAGUCGUGAUUACCAAUUGGAUAGUCCACAAGAUUCUGGAAAGUUAGAAGUAACAAGUGACAUAUUUACUGAGUAUAAAAUUGAUUACCCAGAGAAUGAAAAAACUUUAUUUAAUGAAAAGAAAUCUUCAUCCCAUGACGAUUAUUUUUUAAAUGAAUUAUACAAGAAUAAGAGUUUGUUUUCUGCUAAAAGCUCUUAUUCAGACCUUUACGUUAGUAAUAUUAUGAAAACACCUUCUGACGUUUCAUUAAAAUUGACUGAAAAACGAUAUUCAGACGCCUCUAAAAGUGAAAUAGAACCAGAUCUUUCAAAAGAAAACAUAGAUGUUUUACAAAAAGGUGAUUCAGUACAUUCAUUAGGACACCUAUUUACCAGCAACUUUGAUAUUCAAGAUCAAAUAACUAAAACUAAAUCGUUCGAAAAUGUUGAGUCAACCAUAUCGCUAAAUCACCUGUUCACUAAUACAACUCAACUUGAUGAUAAGAUAAAUAAAAGUAAAUCAUUUGAAAAGGCUGAUUCAACUAUAUCACUAAAUCACCUGUUUACAAGUCAAACUCAAAUCGAAGAUCAAGUAAGCAAAACGAGGUCAUUUGGGCAAGUUGAUGUAGAACAUGAAGUCCAAGAAAAACCGGGAAGCUAUGAUGAAGACGAUUUUAUUACCGAGACUAAGGUUGCUGAAACCGAACCAGAAGAAGAAAAACAAGAACAAAUAGAAAAGGAUGGUACAACUGAGCUAACCAGAAAUGUAGUAAGACCUCUAAGGAACAAUCGCAAUGAUAUAUUAAUUUACGGGUUUGAGGCAACAGCUUACAUAAUUAAUACUGAUCGACCCUCAACUUCCUCUGAUUGUACAAUAUUUUUCGAUUAUGAAAAUGACAAACUGAUAUUUAAAUUAGAAAACAGCGUUUUCGACAUGUGUGCAACUGACAUGUACUGCGAAAUAAUAAGAAAGAGGAGGGGAAAUCGAGCAUAUUUAAAGAUAAUAAUGGAAGACUGUGUAGACUCAGUAAUUGCAAUUUAUUGCGAAAACACUGAAUACAUAGAAAUUUUGGGUGGAACGAUAGGAUGGGCCAAUGAUAGGUCAAAACUCGAUGAAAAAGACAAAAAUUCAAAGAAACCUCAGGCCAGAAAAAGUCUUUUUGGAGGGAUAAUGAGCAAGGAAAAGGAAAAUUCUGAAUGUACGAAGGAAAAGGAAGAAAAGGGUAAGUUAGAAACAGAAAGAUGUAAAUAA
Molecule: messenger RNA, 2373 nt
Organism: Theileria annulata
Lineage: Eukaryota; Apicomplexa; Aconoidasida; Piroplasmida; Theileriidae
Exons: 5
Coding region: 1-2373 (790 amino acids)
Source: RefSeq, a predicted model, not a curated record